Molecule: messenger RNA, 3338 nt
Organism: Rhipicephalus sanguineus (brown dog tick)
Lineage: Eukaryota; Metazoa; Arthropoda; Arachnida; Ixodida; Ixodidae
Gene: Traf4
Product: TNF receptor-associated factor 4
Exons: 4
Coding region: 192-1235 (347 amino acids)
Biological process (GO): positive regulation of JNK cascade; tumor necrosis factor-mediated signaling pathway; protein K63-linked ubiquitination
Cellular component (GO): plasma membrane signaling receptor complex
Molecular function (GO): zinc ion binding; protein binding
Source: RefSeq, a predicted model, not a curated record
ACGGCAGAUGUUCCACUGAUGCCGUGUGCCACGGUUGGUACGGCGCCGUCGUUUCUGUUGACGCGCUGCUGUGGCGCGGCGCGCUCGGGCUUUCAAGUUGUCCGAAGUCAAGGAGGUCCUUGUCCGAAGUCUUCUCGUCUGACUCGUGCGGCGAAGUGACGUAAGGUGGUUUUGUGGUGCUCCGUUGUCCCAUGAUGCCGUCGCGAAGGGGCCCCAUGAUCGACGAUCAACUCAUUCUGCCGGCAAGGCCUCCUGCCGCCAAGCGGUGUCCCGUCUGCAAGGCAUUCGGCUCCGAGCGGAUGCAGCACGCGAGCCAGUGUCCCCUGGAGCCCGUGUACUGCGAGAACAAGUGCGGCGUCAAGGUGUCUCGGCGGCUGCUGCAGGAGCACCGCACGAACGACUGCACCAAGCGGCUCGUGCCGUGCCCCUACUGUCGCAAGGAGUUCGUCUUCGACACGCUCAAGAACCACAUUCCCAAGUGCCCGCGGUACCUGGUACAGUGCCACCAGUGUGAGACGACGAAGAUCCCGCGCGAAGAUCUGGAGCACCACCUGAAGGAGUUCUGCCCCGCCGCGGCUGUGGGUUGCGUUUUUAAGGAUCUGGGAUGCAAGUUCAAGGGUUCACAGUUCGCACUGGACCAACACCUGGACGAGAGCAGCAAGAACCACCUGGGCUUGCUGUGCGGCAUCGUGUCGCGGCAGCAGCAGCAGAUCUCGGCGCUGCGCACCGCGCUGCACGGCCUCGUCGCCAACACGACGGGAACACUUCUCUGGAAGAUCUCGGACUACUCGCACAAGAUGGCCGAGGCCAAGGCCCAAGAGGGCGGCCUCGAGAUCUGCAGCCCGCCGUUCAGCACCAGCCCGUACGGGUACCGGCUCAUGGCCACGCUGUUCCUCAACGGCAACGGGUCGGGCGAGUCGACGCACCUCUCGGUCUACAUCAAGCUGCUGCCGGGCGAGUACGACUCGCUCCUGCCGUGGCCCUUCGCGCACACGGUGUCCUUCGCGCUCCUGGACCAGCCGUCGACGCCCGACAAGGCGUGCCACAUCGUCGAGAGCUUCGUGCCGGACCCGACGUGGAAGAAUUUCCAGCGGCCCAGCCGCGAGCCGGACGCCCUCGGGUUCGGCUUCCCGCGCUUCGUGUCUCACGAGAUGCUCAAGAAGUGCCACUACGUGCGCGACAACGCCAUCUUCAUCAAGGUCACCGUGGACGAGAGCAAAAUCAUUGCCGUGUGAUAGUGGUUGCCAGACUGCGCGGAGGAAAUUAAGACUGUUUUCGCAAAUGUGUUCUGCGGACUCCCGCAAGGUGGUGGAAGGGUUAUGAAAGGGAUAAUUGAUAACGCCCAGAAAGGUGUUGGUUCCGGGUUCGAUCCCCGGACCAAGACUAAUUUUUCUUCAACCAGCAGCUUUCCCUUAUGAGAAAUCCGUGUGGAUUUUCCUGCGGCUUCGUGUUACAAACGGUGGUUUUCAAUUAUCCCUUUCAUAAGACGGUUUUUGGUGCGCCAACGGCUACAUUUUAAGCGCCCAACGGUGGCACCAAAAUGUCGCGGUGAUCCGACGAAUUUUUGUGCAGAAGGCUCAUCCUCCUUUGUUGCCAGGCGCAGUCGGCCACAAAAGUUUAUGGGACGAGAGUCCCCCAACAGUGUAAAUGCCUGUCUGCCUUAAAUUGCGCAGUUAUGAUUCAUUGAUCACUUCUUCGACUGCAAAACUGCCAAGAACAGAAACCUCAAAUUCGAAACCUAGAAGGGUGUCCCAGAAAAUUACGUGGAUGGCUCUUACACGAAGCUGCUAUCUGGUAGCAUUUUGGUACCAGAUGCAUUUGCUCUUCAAAGCUUAAAUAACUUGUUCAGGCCACCCUUAUCUGUCAAUUUUGCCCUGGGUCAACAGGACUGUUAUCUUUUGAGACAGUGCUGCUAAAUCCGGUGUGGAGAGCUGACAAACUUGAGAGCAACUAUAUCUUGAUGCAAAGGUAGCUCGCAAUGAAUUUUUUUGUUAUCGCAAUAUUGUGCUGAACGAACAAUAACUGAUUGCAAUUAGGGUCAUACUGCAGCUACUUUCUAAUGAUGCGAGCCAGUGUACGUCACUCAAACAUCAUGUCACUCUCAGGCCAUUGCAAUUAUGUAUUUUAACAAAACUUUCUUUACAGAAUUUGUUUCAACACACAUAUCAAGUGCAAAUAUGCCCCUUGCAGCCUGCCUCUUCCAAAGCAAUCGUGGAGGCACAAUUACGAAUGACAAAUCAUCGAGUGGUGUAUGCUCGAAACAGGCCAGUCAUGCCUCGCAAGCUACAGUGCCCAUUUUCACAGCGCUGCUUGCAAAAAUAGGUGCACACGGUAUGUUUGAAAUGCUGGGACCAAUACACAAGGGACCUAACAGGCUUGCGACAUUGCUUUGCACAUAAAAACUGUAUAAAUGCACCCAACCUCAGUGCAAUGGUGCUUUUAGGGGGUGAAGGAAAACAUUACACACGCUCAGGAAUGUGCACGAGUAAUAGAAGGCAUUGUAGUGCAAUGCUAACUGCUGCAGCUUUACCUGCUACACAAGACAUCUCAGGAAAACCUUUCGUGGGCAUAUAAAUGCCGCCAUCGAACUUUUCUAGUGGGCUUUGGGAAUUGUUUUAUUUCGAUCAUACCAGUAAUUUUACUACUGCAGUGUACCGCUAUGCUUGCAGCCUUUUUAAGCACAUCUUCCAAUCUAGUAAUGUUUCUCUUUCUAACCCAGUCAAAAUACGGUCACUGAUAGAGCACUUUUCCUCUAGCAAAGUGCAACAGCUAGGCAUUAGAUGCAACGGUGCGCUUGACAGCACUUGCGUCUACAGCUAACUAACAGCACGAGACGUCCUGGUAUUGCAUGUGCCAGUUUUUGUCAAUUAUAAACUGGCUCUUGCUUUUUUUUUUCUCCAUGUUGCUGUCAAGUAACGACAAGCAUUUCUUUUCUUAUAAACAUAAGUAAUGCCUGCCUAGUUAACACCAUUCCCCUACAGUUGCGAGGCCAAAGCUUUUUUUGAACAUUUUUUCCUUCCAUAUAGCUUUAUAUCUGUCGUGCUAAUUUCUGACACGCUUUGUGUAUUUUGUGUAUUUAUGAUAGCGUACAUAUCCCUUAAUAUAAUGCUCAGUGUUUUUUUUUUCCAUACUGUAUAUACAAAGGAAUCUAUACACGUGCAUGCCUUAUAGAUAUGCAUUUGUUUACAACGAAGCUUGUAUGAAAACAUUAUUUGUACACUCCUAGUCACAUGUUGUUCACCAUGCUCAUCCUCAUCGUCUGUAGAUUUGUAGUCAUAUUGAAAGUAUGCACGUGCCUUCAUUGUUCCAGCUUCAAUAAAGACAUUGAAUAUACCGAA